Messenger RNA from Soboliphyme baturini, 963 nucleotides. The record is from the annotation of a GenBank genome assembly. Lineage: Eukaryota; Metazoa; Nematoda; Enoplea; Dioctophymatida; Soboliphymatidae.
CUGAAUGGAAUCUCCAUCUCGUUUUGUCAGCUUCAGAAUGAAGAAAUCGAACGCUCUAAGAAGAAUUUAAGAAUUUAUGUGUCUCCGACCGCAGAAUAUGGAACGGCGAUCGACUUAAACAAGGGCUAUGAGCAGUUCGUUAACCGCGGUGCCUCAUAUUCGAUCGAACCUCUCUUGAAAUGGGUACGGUCGGUUCGCGAGGAGAAGAAGAGCAGUGGAGAACCUGGCUCCGACUUUCUCUGUUGGCGAGGCUUGCUGAGUCGAAUAGCCGGUUCCCCUUAUGAGCGAAGUGACGGAUGGAUGUUCGCCGUCGUUCGCGUCUGCGAUGUGUACUUACUGUGUGAAUUUGCUACAGCCGAGAAGCUGCUCGAGGAACAGUCGAUGUCUGAGCGCGAGCGUCGCAUGUGCUACUGGGGCUACUCGUUCGAAACUCAGGUCACAGGCACCAACGACGGCAGUGCGAGCGAUCGUUCGUCGCAACCAGUGCAGACCGGCGAGCAGUACUGUUCGGUCAUCAUCACUCGGUUGGACACCAACCGAUUGCUGUACGGCUGUGAGGUGGACUGCAUUGACCGAGACUCACGCGAGUACGUCGAAUUGAAGGUCUGUCUUCGCACCACAUUUCUGCAUCGCUUCCGAAAGUGGUGGCUUCAGUGUUUCCUUGGCGGGAUCAGGACUUUAGUCUGCGGCUAUCGAUCCGAUCAGGGCAUCAUCCAGACCAUCAAGACGAUCCCGGUCGAUGACCUUCCUCGAUUGGCCCGGGAGUUUUGGUCUGCAACUGUUCUCUUCAACUUCCUGUCGCGAGUGCUCCAGUUUGUCCGAGAGACCGUUAUUGAAAAUGAUGCUACCGCCGUUUAUGUGUUCCACUGGAACCCCCGAAUGGCUACCGUUGGAUUCUACCGUUCGGAUGACAGUCAGUUUGAUUUUUUGCCCGAUUGGUUUCGCUCAGAAUUUGUACUAUAA